AUGGCAGAUUCUUCUGCAACAUACAUACACUUGGUGCACCACCUGAUAGAAACGUGCCUGAUCUUCCACAUGACUAAAGAGGAGUGCAUGGAAGCCCUAUCUAAACAUGCAAACAUCAAACCUGUCAUUACCUCCACUGUAUGGAAUGAGUUAGCUAAAGAGAACAAGGAAUUCUUCGAGGCUUAUGCACAAUCAAUAAACAAACAAGAUGCAAUGUCUGAGGAAGAGACAAGCCAACUGAUCCGAAGCAUGAUACGGGAGUCCUCCAAGCAUUCUGAUGAUAAUUAA
This is a messenger RNA of Prunus armeniaca (apricot), 288 nucleotides long. NCBI's taxonomy places the organism in Eukaryota, Viridiplantae, Streptophyta, Magnoliopsida, Rosales, Rosaceae. The record is from the annotation of a GenBank genome assembly.